Messenger RNA from Spinacia oleracea (spinach), 821 nucleotides. RefSeq names its product RING-H2 finger protein ATL39-like. Lineage: Eukaryota; Viridiplantae; Streptophyta; Magnoliopsida; Caryophyllales; Amaranthaceae. Gene Ontology annotation, molecular function: transferase activity. Gene Ontology annotation, biological process: protein ubiquitination. The record is from RefSeq and is a predicted model, not a curated record. The transcript has a single exon. The coding region runs from base 115 to 630 and encodes 171 amino acids.
UUAAAAAGGACAAAGAAACAUUCGCUUCUAAAUUAUCAACUAAUUACAUUCAUAAGUAUAUUGAAGUGAUCAACUAAUUACAAUUUUGUAGAGAGCCAAAGAAAACAUUCCAACAUGGAAAGACCACCAAUUAUAACUUUUGUUAUGAACAUUAUCUUCUACAUUACAUUGUGUGCGCUAUUACUCUUUUGGAUUUGCUCCAUCUUUUGCCGUCGUUAUAGAGCGUCUACUCACAAUAGACAAGCAAUCGGUCCGACAAUCAUCGCGUCCCCGAUCAACCAUGAGCUGCCACGUGGCCUCGAGACCACGGUCAUCGACACCUUCCCUAAGUUCGCGUACUCGACGAGGUCGGAUGAUGAUGAUGAUGAUGAUCCAAGGGUAAAGUCGGGAUUAAUGAAGAUGACGGGCGAAUGUGCCGUGUGCUUAGGGACGUUUGAAGAGAAGGAAAUACUACGUUUGUUGCCUAAAUGUGGACAUGUUUUUCAUGCUGAUUGUGUUGAUACUUGGCUACGAAUGCAUGCCACGUGUCCUUUUUGCCGGGAUAUUCUGUUACCGGAUGAAACUCACGCCGGGAUGAGGCCUACUCAGGUUGAUGUUGUGAUCAAUGUCAACGACGGUAGAGGACGAUAAUUGGUUGUGACUUUUUCUAAGAAAAGCAAUUACUAAUGAUGUGUACAUUAUAUUUUGUAGACCAUUGCUCACAUUCACAUUGGUUAAUAGCUAACAUGUACGAACUAUAAGGUAGUCUUCGAGUCUUAUGGUUGACUUUUGAAAUAUUGUUGUAUGUAUUGGUUGCUCGAGUAAACUUUAGCACUAAUUGU